CGCCCCCUCCAGCAAUGGCGGUGUCACUGUCGGCAACGAUGGCGCUUGCUGGGCGACGAAGUGCGUUGUGAGCACUUCUCUACGUUUGAAGCUUCGCCAGUGGGUGCCUAUCGCUGGGGUGCAAAAAGGCUUUAGCAGCGCGUUGGGGAUUGGUUGGUUUCUUCCUGUUUUGCAACGAUGGCGCCGGUGCAACUGGAGAGCCAUCAGCUGGUCCCAGUGAGUGGUGGGCCCGCUUCGGCUCCGGCCCCACCGCCCCCAGGGACGGCGACCGCGGCAACUAGUCCUGGCUACCGACUUAGCACGCUCAUCGAUUUUCUUUUGCACCGAACGUACGCGGAGCUCACUGUCCUCGCCGACCUAUUACCAAGAAAAACUGAUAUGGAAAGGAAAAUAGAAAUAGUGCAGUUUGCAAGUCGUACACGGCAGCUAUUUGUCCGAUUAUUAGCCUUGGUAAAAUGGGCAAAUAAUGCUGGGAAGGUUGAAAAAUGUGCGAUGAUAUCAAGCUUUUUAGAUCAACAAGCUAUUCUAUUUGUGGACACUGCUGAUCGGUUAGCAUCACUAGCCCGAGAUGCUUUGGUUCAUGCUCGUCUGCCAAACUUCGCUAUCCCAUAUGCUAUUGACGUACUGACAACUGGGUCAUAUCCACGAUUGCCAACAUGUAUACGGGAUAAAAUAAUUCCUCCUGAUCCAAUAACAAAAAUUGAGAAACAAACAACCCUGCAUCAGUUAAACCAGAUUCUUCGCCACCGACUGGUAACCACAGAUCUUCCACCGCAGCUGGCAAAUCUUACAGUAGCUAAUGGCCGUGUAAAGUUUCGUGUGGAAGGUGAAUUUGAGGCUACCUUAACUGUGAUGGGAGAUGAUCCUGAUGUCCCAUGGCGCCUUCUCAAACUGGAAAUUCUGGUUGAGGAUAAAGAGACUGGAGAUGGCCGUGCCUUGGUUCAUAGUAUACAGAUCAGUUUCAUCCAUCAGUUGGUCCAGUCUCGCCUGUUUGCUGAUGAGAAACCUCUGCAGGAUAUGUACAACUGCCUACGUAUCCUUUCAAGUAACUUGCUCUGAAUUGAUAUGAACCGU
Messenger RNA from Python bivittatus (Burmese python), 1074 nucleotides. The record is from RefSeq and is a predicted model, not a curated record. Lineage: Eukaryota; Metazoa; Chordata; Lepidosauria; Squamata; Pythonidae.